Coprinopsis cinerea okayama7#130 is the source of this 1989-nucleotide messenger RNA. RefSeq lists its product as hypothetical. Bases 1 to 1935 code for a protein of 644 amino acids. Lineage: Eukaryota; Fungi; Basidiomycota; Agaricomycetes; Agaricales; Psathyrellaceae. The record is from RefSeq and is a predicted model, not a curated record. The transcript has a single exon.
AUGCCCGCCAGUUCGCGUACUUCACCCAAUCGCGAUGCCUCUCGCGUUUCUGUCGACACUGUCGCGGUUCAGCCCUUGGAGCGGCCUGGAUUUCCUACUUAUGCCCAGUACAAGCAGAUCGAGACGAAUUAUAUCGAAUCUUUGACACCUCGUCGACAGGGCAAGGCUCUCAUCUCUCAGGCGAUGUUCGACAGGAUCUGGGACGUUUUGCAUCACCCCGAGUCCCAGAUUGAGACUGCCCAGUUCCGCUUCUGGGCUCGGAAGAUGUUUACUGUCAAUAAGGAGUAUCGCAUCACGCUCGGAGUUCCUGAAGGGAUCCAGUCGCCUGCGCAGGAAGUCCUCUUGCAUGACAACCUCCUAGUCGCCAUCCAGGAGCAGCUCUACGACCUCCUCUGCUAUUGUCAUGGAAGCACUGGUCACGGUGGUCGCGACAAGACCUGCGCUCUCAUUCGAAAGCACUACACCUGGGUCCCCAAGGAUCUCGUCUCGAACUUCAUCAAGGCCUGCCCUACCUGUAUCAUGAAGAAGUGCGGCAAUGUCGAUGUCAACUCAUCUAUUCCCCAGCUCAUCGCAGAAACGGAUAGGAUGUCGGCGCGUCUGAUCAAUCAGGAGGUGGUGGUGGAAAGCGGACGCGACGUCAUGGAUCCCAGUUCAUUCUCCGCCCGACUCUCCUCUCAUGUCAGCUAUCAAGACACGUCCACCCACAGUACUUCUCCUUCUCUCUCUUGGACAUCUGGCGAACAGAAGCAACAAAAGCAUCAUCACACCCCCACCAUGCGCCAAUCCAUGAGCCACGGCAGCAGCGACUCUUCGCCUUCUGGGUUCUCGUCUGUUCAUAGCGGUCCCCUCAACACCCCCGACGAUAACUCCUAUCCUACCCAGCUUCACUCCAUGGUGCGCGAGGUUUCUCUCUAUAGAGGUCUGCCGAAUGGUUGGCAGUAUCGCCACGACGACUUCGAGACGGCUCAUACAGAGUUCAUGGAGUACAAGAAACAGUGGGACCACACUCCUCUCCAUGACCCCGCCGACUACAGCGACCCUCUUCGCCCCCGGAUCCCGAGCAUCGCUGGAAUGUGGACGCCCGACCACUUCAGGACGUCGGUGAAGGAGGAAGAAGACGAUCUGGACCUGAUCUACCCAGGACAUUCCACUGUCGACUCGCAUUAUCACCAGCAGCAAGUCGUCCUCCCUCCCAUGUCUCGCGCUCUCGGCAUGUCGGGGAUGUCUGGCAGUUUGGCUCCUAUUUUGCUCGGCUCCCCUCGGUUGGGCGAUGGGUAUGUGGGCGAGAUUGACCCUGCCCUGUUGGCUCUUCCUGGAACUGGUCCUCUUUCGAUAAUGGAUGCGCCCAACCUUCAUCCCCAUGGUGGUCUUGGUCUGUUACAUAGGGAUGAGGCUGACACCAAAGCUGCGUAUGAGCAUCUUGACCCCCAUGAUGGCGCCGAUCCUUUCACCUCUCAUUCCCUCUCUGCCUCCAACUCGUUCAAGCGUGCAAACGCCCCCCCUGCGCUCGAUCUCAGUGGUAUCAACGAAGAGGCUCCGCGAGCACUGCCUGCGACGAGCCAGACCCACAUGGAUGCGGAUGCGGGUGGCUACGAGUCGCACGGGGAGGGAGGUUGGGCGAACGUCGUCCCCUCAGACCCCAGCCCUACAAGCAGCGAGGUGUCGUCUGGGUCGUCUGGCUCAUCCGGUCUCUCUCCUUUCCCUGUUCCCACUUCGGCAAAGGAGACGCCGUUGACGUCUGCCACUGCCAGCCCUGUCUCGGACGACGGAGCGUCCGACAUGAAGAACAUCGACGCUGCCUACCUCAAGGAAAGGGCUCACGAGGCGGCGCUUCUCAAGGGUGUCCAAGACGCUGUCGACCAUGGGGAGCUCCAGGAAGUCGAGACCCAGGUGGAGGACGACGACCUCCUGCGCCAUGUCGGCUAUGCGUUUUGACUCGGAGUUGUAGGGGUCGACUCGGAGGUUCUCGGUGGUGGAGAUGCUUAAUAU